AUUGUUAUGGAUGGAUUUUUGAUUUUGGUUUUUCUUACUUGAGGGCUGAUGUUUACCACAUUAGCUGAUAUUUUCUGGAGCGAAAUGUUGCUGAAAUUAUGGAGCCGACAGUGAACGUGACAUAUACGCUUAGAGAGCAGGUUUUGUUUCCGAGCGUGGAUCAUUGACUCUAUCUUCUACUGCCACUGGAAGCAAACUCACAUCUCCAGAAAGUGAUGGAUUUUCCAGAGGAUUUCAACCAGCUUGAACUUCUGGACUCGCAUGGACAUCUGAUCCCGCGAGGGAGCAGCAGCCUCUGGACUGGAAGCAAGGAUGAGGAGGAAGAGCUGGAGGAAGGAGAGCACAGUGAGGAGUGGUAUCUGCAGCAGGAGGAGGCUCUCAAGGACAAACCGAAGGAGCUCCUUCUGUGGGCAGCAGAAAACAACCGUCUCUCCAUCGUCCUCCGUCUGGUCACGGCUGAUCCUCUGCUGGUCCACUGCUGUGACGAGGACGGUUACACCCCGCUGCACCGUGCGGCGUACGGCGGACACGUCCAGGUCGUCUCUGCUCUGCUUGCCGGUGGAGCGAAGGCGAAUCCCCGCACCAUCGACGGCUGGACGCCCCUUCACAGCGCCUGCCGCUGGAGCCGCGUCGCCGUGGCCAGCUGCCUCCUGCGGCACGGAGCCCAGCUGAACGCCCAGACGAACGGCGGGCUGACGCCGCUGCACCUCGCCGCCUCGUACACCAACUCCUCGAAGACCGACUCGGCGCACACGCUGGAGCUGCUCCUGUCCCAGAGGCACCUGCAGCCGGGGCUGCGCAGCAGCAGCGGGGAGACGGCGGGCGAGCUGGCCCGCCGCAGCGGCCCACAUCACUUCCUCUUUGAAAUGGUGGAAGACUGUGUCAAUGUGGUGUGAGUCUAACAAUAAAAACAACACUUUCCCGCAGGUACAUUUGUUACGUUUGGCUUCAAGCCUACGGAAAUGUCCCCAUUCAAGCUGCACGUCUCUUGUCAGUCGGUCACUCUGAGUGGCCAGAAUGAGCAAACGGAAGAAUUUCCACACUUGAAUGUGUGUAAAUACAUAAUACAUAAAAAUAAUUUCCACUUGUUUGUCUUGUAUAUCAGGAAGACAGAUUGUGUUGCAGCAGCAAGUUAAUAAUAAUACUGAGACACAGAAGGCGACGCAUUCCCUUCAUACCUGUUACGAUGUUUCCUUAAUAGGUUUCGCAGUAAAGCAUUGUUGUA
Messenger RNA from Salarias fasciatus (jewelled blenny), 1225 nucleotides. It is a transcript of the gene ankrd49, whose product is annotated as ankyrin repeat domain 49. The record is from RefSeq and is a predicted model, not a curated record. The coding region runs from base 216 to 896 and encodes 226 amino acids. Gene Ontology annotation, molecular function: protein binding. The transcript has 3 exons. NCBI's taxonomy places the organism in Eukaryota, Metazoa, Chordata, Actinopteri, Blenniiformes, Blenniidae.